GCCCAAUAACAAAUAUAUACGCCCUCUCUCUCUCCCCCUCUUCUCUCUCAUAAUUUAACUUCUUCACCACAUUUCUUGCUUUCUCACUCUCUUCACUACUCUUUAAUUUUUUAUCAGCACGCUUUGAAAAAGAGGAAAAAGACUUCAGAACCCUAAGUUUCCCAGUGUAGUUGAACUGCCUUGCUCCUUUUUCUUGCUGGGCCUCACUCUACAUCAGCAGAUCUAAACUAUUUUGAGUAUAGUUUGGGAGCUAAAAUCUGAGAGUUCAAAUAUCGGAAUGGUGGAUUAGAUAUGGCUCUGCAAGGGACAAUUUUUCAGGCAUAAGUCCACUGAAGCUAGGAUAGUUUCUACAAUGGAGGUUGCCCAAUCAACUGAGGUUCCAGUAGAGGUAGAGGCUGAACAUUUGGGGCCUGAGUUGCAAGCCCCAAUGCUUCAGGAAGAACCUUGCUCCGAGAGUGUGAAGAAAGGCUCUAAGGUGCCAAAGGCCAAUGGCACUGCUUCAAAUAAAGGCACUGAUACAGGUGGGAGUUCUAGAAAAACAAGGAGUGGUACCGACUCAAGUGUUAAUCAGACAACAUCGACAUUGGCUAGACCAACUUUGAGCAGCACACUGCGAACUUCAGGAUCAGUCCCUGUGGUUAGAAGGAGCAGCACUGGUGGUCUGCCUGAAAAACAGCCAAUGGUAAUCACGAAACGUCAGACUACUGGCAAUGGUUUGGCAGGUGGUAAAAGAAGCAGCUCUUUAGCUUCAGACCCGCUGAGAAAAUCUCUUCCCGAACUUCGGAGGAGCACAACAUCAUCCAUUGGUGUUAAGCCUGCUAUCAGGCAUAGCAUCUCUGAAACGCGAAAGUCGAUUCCUAUUUCCCCUGCUGCUAGAAGUCCAAGGACGCCAGCCAGUUCCGAGUCAAGUAAACAAGAUUCUAUGAAAAAAAGCUAUUUGAGGUCGUCUCAAUUGUCUGUUUCGUCCAUGAAGACGAUUUCCUCUCCGUCAUUAGAUAGCAGUGGGAGUAGUAGCGCCGUUAGGAAGUCAGUUGCAAAAGUUUCUCCUCACUCUGCUCGCUCACCCACAGUCUCCAGUGGGUCCAAAUCUGGUAGUCUGUCAACGUCUCUCGACAGAAGUUCUAUUUUAUCUGGCCGUAAGAGAGUCGGAACUCCAGAAAGUCGGGACUCACGUCUGAUAAUGCUUCCUCAUGUAGAGGUGAAAGCUAGCGAUGAUGUGAGGUUAGAUCUCCGGGGCCACAAGAUACGGACACUCAGCAGUGGUGGACUGAACUUAUCACCAAAUCUAGAGUUUGUUUAUCUAAGAGACAACCUCUUGUCUACACUGGAUGGUGUUGAAGUCCUCAAACGAGUGAAGGUUCUGGAUUUGAGUUUUAACGACUUCAAAGGACCUGGUUUUGAGCCGCUUGAGAAUUGCAAAGCUCUGCAGCAACUUUAUCUUGCUGGAAAUCAGAUCACAUCCUUGAGGAGCCUUCCUGAGCUUCCGAACCUGGAGUUUCUCUCUGUAGCUCAGAAUAAGUUAAAAUCUCUUUCAAUGGCGAGUCAACCUCGUUUGCAGGUACUUGCUGCCAGCAAAAAUAAAAUAUCAACUUUGAAAGGCUUCCCACACUUACCAGCUCUUGAGCAUCUGCGAGUAGAGGAGAACCCCAUACUAAAGAUGUCUCGUCUGGAAGCUGCCGCAAUUUUGCUUGUAGGCCCAACCUUAAAAAAAUUCAAUGAUAGGGAUCUUUCCCGUGAGGAGAUAUCAAUUGCCAAGCGUUAUCCUUCACACACUGCCUUGUGCAUUCGAGGUGGCUGGGAACUAUGCCGUCCAGAACAAGCUGUUGACUCAACUUUCAAGUUUUUGCUCGAACAAUGGAAAGAUCAACUUCCUUCUGGGUACUUGCUGAAAAAGGCUUUUGUAGACCAACCAUUUGAGGAAGAUGCUUGCUGUUGCCACUUUGAGUUUGUGAGGGACACAAAUGAACAUAGUGAUGUCGUACUGGACUUGAAGUACCAAUGGUUUAUUGGAGGACGAACUCCUUCAAAUUUUGUAGCUAUUCCUGGUGCAUGUGGAGAGGUAUACUUCCCUAAGAAGGAUGACAUUGGUAGAAUCUUGAAAGUGGAGUGCACUCCAAUACUGGGAGAUACAGAUUAUCCUACAAUUUUCGCCAUAUCUUCACCAGUUUCUAAGGGAACUGGUAUUCCUAAGGUCAUAAAGAUUGAUGUGUCUGGGGAGCUUGUGGAAGGAAACACAAUCAAAGGGCAUGUGGAGGUUGCAUGGUGUGGAGGAACUCCAGGGAAAGGUGUUGCUAGUUGGCUUAGGAGACGAUGGAACAGUAGCCCUGUUGUAAUUGCAGGUGCAGAAGAAGAAGACUACCGGCUGAUCUUGGAUGAUGUAGGUUCAUGUUUGGUUUUCAUGUACACUCCUGUUACUGAAGAAGGUGCCAAAGGGGAACCUCAAUAUGCCAUCACAGAUUAUGUAAAAGCAGCUCCUCCAUCUGUAAGCAAUGUCCAAAUUAGUGGAGAUGUCAUUGAAGGAUGUGUAAUCAAGGGCUUAGGGGAUUAUUUUGGAGGAAAAGAAGGGCCCAGCAGGUUCGAGUGGUUGCGUGAGGAUAAGGAUACAGGAGAACGCACGCUGGUGGUGAUGGGGGCAAAUGAGUAUUCUUUAACAAAAGAAGAUAUUGGACGACGGUUGGCAUUUGUUUACCUGCCUGUGAACUUUGAAGGGCAGGAAGGGAAACCUAUGUCUGUAGUCUCCCAAAUAGUUAAGCCGGCCCCACCAAAAGUUACAAAUCUAAAGAUAAUUGGCGAACUAAAAGAAGGAAGUAAGGUUUCUGUGACUGGCAUUGUAACCGGGGGAACUGAAGCUUCUAGUAGAGUUCAGUGGUUCAAAACUAGUUCGUCAACUUUUGAGGGUGAGAAUGGUAUUGAAGCAUUAAGUACAUCGAAAAUUGCUAAGGCAUUUCGCAUACCAUUGGGAGCUGUUGGUAAAUAUAUAGUUGCUAAAUUCACACCAAUGACCCCAGAUGGUGAAACUGGUAAACCAGUUUAUGUGAUAUCCGAAAUAGCUAUUGAGACUCUGCCUCCCAGUCUUAAUUUUUUGGCUAUAACCGGCGAUUACUUAGAAGGUGGAGUGUUGACAGCGUCAUAUGGUUAUAUUGGGGGUCAUGAGGGGAAGAGUAUCUAUAAUUGGUAUCUUCAUGAGGUGGAAAAUGACCUGGGUACUUCAAUACCUGAGGUCGCAGGUCUCCUUCAAUAUCGAGUCCCAAAAGAUGCCAUUGGUAAAUUUAUAUCUUUUACUUGUACUCCGGUGCGCGAUGAUGGUAUUGCAGGUGAGCCUAGAACUUGCACAGGACAAGAACGCGUUCGCCCAGGUACUCCAAGAUUGCUUUCUUUACAAAUGACUGGAACUGGUGUCGAAGGCACUACUCUAAGUGUUGAAAAGAAAUAUUGGGGUGGUGAAGAGGGAGAGUCGGUCUACCGCUGGUUUCGGACUCGUUCUGAUAGCACCCAUGAUGAGAUAAAAGGUGCAACUUCUUCAUCGUACAUGCUCUCUGUAGAGGAUAUUGGUUUCUUCAUCUCAGUUUCCUGUGAGCCAAUUCGAAAUGAUGGAGCCCGUGGCCCUAUUGUCCUCUCUGAACAAGUUGGACCAAUUGUAGCUGGCCUCCCAACAUGCCGGUCGCUCGAAUUCCAGGGAUCCUUGAUAGAAGGGGAGUGCCUGAGUUUCAUUGCUUCUUAUGGUGGAGGGGUGAAAGGAGAUUGUUUGUGUGAAUGGUUCAGAGUGAAAGAUAAUGGUUAUAAGGAGAAGCUUCAUGAUGGAGAGUUUUUAGAUUUAACUAUCGAUGAAGUGGGAGACUCUGUGGAGCUUGUAUAUACACCUGUCCGUGCUGAUGGCUUGAAGGGGAGCCCGAAAACCUUGGUUUCUAGAGCGGUUUCACCUGGUGAGCCACUUGGUGUUGAACUGGCAAUUUCUGAGUGCUAUGAGGGUCAAGAAGUGGUCACUACUACCAAGUACUUCGGAGGACAAGAAGGAGUUGGGAAAUAUAUUUGGUUUAGAACUAAGGACAAGCUUAAUGAGUCUUCCCUGAUGGAACUGGCAGAUGAUUCUGAAAAUGUCGAUAUAUGUGCACGUGCAUCAACAUAUACUCCAUCUCUGGAAGACGUGGGAUCUUACCUAGCCUUGUAUUGGCUGCCUACGCGAUCGGAUGGUAAAUAUGGAAUGCCUUUGGUAACAAUUAGUGAAUCCCCAGUUAUUCCAGCACUUCCAGUUGUCUCCAAUGUUCUCGUGAAGAAAUUGACUUCAACCACCUAUGUCGGGGAAGGAGAAUAUUUUGGUGGGCACGAAGGAACGAGUCUCUUUAGUUGGUAUAGAGAAUCUGAUAGUGAAUCUAUGGUUCUAAUCGCUGGAGCUAAUUCUAGAACGUAUGAAGUUUCGGAGGAGGAUUACAACUGCAGAUUGUUGUUCGGAUAUACACCGGUUCGUUCAGAUUCGGUCAUUGGAGAACUUCGACUAUCUGAGCCAAGUGAUAUAGUCUUGCCAGAAUUGCCAAGAAUCGAGGUGCUAGCUCUCACUGGUAAAGCUGUUGAAGGACAAAUCUUGACUGCGUUGGAAGUUAUCCCAAAGGAUGAAAAUCAACAGCUUGUUUGGGGGAAGUACAAGAAAGAAGUUAGAUACCAAUGGUUCUUCUCUUCUGAGACUGGUGACGAGAGGACUUUCGAGCCAAUACCAUCACAGAGGUCUUGCUCAUACAAGGCACGGUUUGAGGACAUAGGCCGCUGCCUGAAGUGUGAAUGCGUUGUCACUGAUGCAUUUGGAAGAUCAAGUGAACCCGCUUAUGCUGAAACCGAACCAAUCAUACCAGGAAUUCCUAGAAUAGACAAGCUAGAAAUAGAGGGCCGGGGUUUCCACACCAAUUUAUACGCUGUGAAAGGAACUUACAGCGGAGGAAAGGAAGGCAAAAGUCGGAUUCAGUGGCUUCGAUCAAUGGUUGGAAGUCCUGACCUCAUCUCUAUUCCUGAGGAGACGGGAAGGAUGUACGAGGCUAACGUGGAUGAUGUCGGCUACAGGCUAGUUGCUAUUUAUACACCAGUUAGAGACGAUGGAGUCGAGGGACAACCCAUUUCUGCAUCAACAGAUCCUAUCGCAGUUGAGCCUGAUGUUCAUAAAGAAGUGAAGCAGAAGCUUGAUCUCGGAACCGUGAAGUUCGAGGCCCUCUGCGACAAGGAUCGAUCUCCUAAAAGGGUUCCAGGAAUGGGAAGUCUCGAGAGAAGAAUCCUUGAAGUGAACCGGAAACGAGUCAAGGUUGUGAAGCCUGGCUCAAAAACCUCGUUCCCUACGACAGAAAUACGUGGAACCUACACUCCCCCAUUCCAUGUCGACCUAUUCAGAAACGACCAGCACCGUCUCAGAAUCGUUGUAGACAGUGAGAAUGAAGUGGAUUUGAUGGUGCAGACCCGACACCUCCGUGAUGUUAUAGUCCUCGUGAUCAGGGGUCUCGCACAGCGUUUCAACAGCACGUCGUUGAAUACUCUCCUCAAGAUCGAAGCGUGAGGCGACGUGGUCCUCUCCUUUUUAUAGAGUGGGAGGGUUGUAUGUGACUGGAAUGAUUUUUUUCUGUGUACAAGGUAUAUGGUGUUGUGUGAUUUUUGUGCAUUAUGCGCCAUUGUUGUCACUUUUUGUUGGUAGACUUUCAAAAAAUUAUUUCAGUGAUUUCAAUGUACAGAAACGUGGCUUACUGCAAUGCAAUGAUUCAUUUACUACAAAA
This is a messenger RNA of Salvia hispanica, 5747 nucleotides long. It is a transcript of the gene AIR9, whose product is annotated as Outer arm dynein light chain 1 protein. Gene Ontology annotation, molecular function: protein binding. Gene Ontology annotation, cellular component: plasmodesma; plasma membrane. The record is from RefSeq and is a predicted model, not a curated record. NCBI's taxonomy places the organism in Eukaryota, Viridiplantae, Streptophyta, Magnoliopsida, Lamiales, Lamiaceae.